AUGUCAGCACUAGCGGUGCCAUUUUACCAGAGGAGACACAAACACUUCGAUCAGUCCUAUCGCAAUAUUCAGACAAGAUAUGUUCUUGAAGAAUAUGCAGCAAGGAAGGCUGCUUCCAGACAGGCUGCCUAUUAUGAAUCAUCUGGCAGCCUGGGAAAAACAACAUGUAGACUGUGUGCCAGGAGGGCACGUACCUUGGCUCAUGAAGCAAUGCAAGAAUCCAGGAAAAGAACUCAUGAACAAAAGUCACAUGCAAGUGAAGAGAAAAGGAUCCGGUUUGCCAGCGAGUUGUCUGCUUUGGAGAAAGAGAUUCAUACAGCCAGGCACCGUGCUAGAGAACAACUGGACAGACUUGCUGUACAAAGGAUGGUAGAAGAAAAUAUGGCCCUGGAAAGACAUGCUGUUGAGGAAAGUAUAAGUCGAGCUCCUGAAAUUCUGGUGCGUCUGAGGUCUCACACUGUCUGGGAAAAGAUGUCUGUGAGUCUUUGCUUCACUGUACAAGGAUUUCCCACCCCUGUUGUACAAUGGUAUAAAAAUGAGGAACUGAUUUCCCCUGCAAGUGAUCCAGGAAAGUACAGAAUUGAGAGCAAAUUUGGAGUACAUGUAUUGCAUAUACACAGAGCAGAUUUUGAUGAUUCUGCUACCUAUUCAGCAGUGGCAACAAAUGUCCAUGGGCAGGCAUCAACAAAUUGUGCUGUGAUUGUGAGAAGGUUCAGAGGGGAAGAAGAGCCUCAGCCGGCGGGGAUAAUGCCCUUCCACUUGCCCCUCUCAUAYGAUGUUUGCUUCACCCAUAUUGAUGUCCAGUUUCUGGAGAAAUUUGGAGUCACCUUUGCAACUGAAGGUGAAACACUAACCCUUAAAUGCUCCAUGCUGAUUACCCCAGAACUGAAAAGACUAAGACCUCGUGCUGAGUGGUAUCGAGAUGAUGUGCUAAUAAAGGACUCCGAAUGGACAAAGAUGUACUUUGGAGAAGGCCAAGCAGCUCUGUCUUUUACCCAUCUGAACAAGGAUGACGAAGGUCUAUAUACCCUGCGUAUGGUUACAAGAGGUGGGGUGAAUGAAUACAGUGCAUACCUGUUUGUAAGAGAUGCUGAUGCAUUGGUCGCAGGAGCACCGGGGGCCCCAAUGGAUGUUAAAUGCCACGAUGCUAACAGAGACUAUGUUAUUGUUACUUGGAAACCACCAAACACGACCAGUCAGAGCCCAGUCAUUGGCUAUUUUGUUGACAAGUGUGAAGUUGGUUUGGAAAACUGGAUCCAGUGCAACGAUGCUCCUGUGAGGAUCUGCAAGUAUCCCGUGACUGGUCUCUAUGAAGGGCGGUCUUACAUAUUCCGUGUGAGAGCUGUGAACAAUGCGGGUAUUAGUAGGCCUUCUCGUGUCUCUGAACCGGUGGCAGCUCUUGACCCUGUUGACCUGGAGAGAACACAAACUGUUCACGUGGAUGAAGGGCGAAAGGUUAUAAUCCGAAAGGACGACCUCGAAGGCGAUAUUCAGAUUCCAGGCCCUCCCACCAAUGUACAUGCCUCGGAAAUCAGCAAAACAUAUGUUGUACUCAGCUGGGAUCCACCUGUUCCUCGUGGCAGGGAGCCACUGACGUAUUUCAUUGAGAAGUCUAUGGUUGGCAGUGGAAGCUGGCAAAGAGUCAAUGCACAGGUUGCUGUAAAAUCUCCUCGCUAUGCUGUGUUUGACCUCGCAGAAGGAAAGCCGUAUGUUUUCCGAGUCUUGUCAGCAAACAAGCAUGGACUCAGCGAUCCAUCUGAAAUCACAGAACCCAUUCAACCACAAGAUACUGUUGUUGCACCAUCUACACCUGGUCGAGUAGUGGCCACAAGGAAUACAAAAACGUCAGUUGUAGUUCAGUGGGAUAAACCAAAGCAUGAAGAGGCUUUGUAUGGCUACUACAUUGAUUAUUCAGUGGUGGGAUCAAAUCACUGGGAAGCUAGUAACCACAAGCCUAUUAAAUACAACAGGUUUGUUGUUCAUGGUUUGGAAACUGGGGAGCAGUAUAUCUUCCGUGUAAAAGCUGUGAAUUCUGUAGGAUUCAGUGAAAACUCUCAGGAGUCUGAGGCCAUAAUAGUACAGGCAGCCCUCAGAGGAAGUGUGUCUCAUAUGGCUUGUCCAUCACAUCCUCAUGGCAUCACCCUUCUUAACUGUGAUGGUCAUUCAAUGACGCUUGGCUGGAAAGCACCGAGGUUUAGUGGAGGUUCACCAAUCCUUGGUUAUUAUAUCGAUAAAAGGGAAGCUAACCAUAGAAACUGGCAUGAAGUCAACUCUUCUCUUAUUCACCGGACAAUUUUUACGGUAGAGGAUUUGAUGGAAGAUGCCUUCUAUGAAUUCAAAAUUGCUGCUGCAAAUCUGGUUGGCAUAGGUCAACCUUCAGAUCCCAGUGAACAUUUUAAGUGUAAAGCCUGGACUAUGCCAGAACCUGGUCCUGCCUAUGAUCUCACAAUUUGUGAAGUUAGAAAUACGUCACUGGUUCUUCUGUGGAAAGCUCCAGUGUAUGAAGGCCAAAGCCCCAUUACUGGGUAUUUUGUGGACUAUAAAGAAGUAGAUACAGAAGACUGGAUCACAGCUAAUGAAAAAACAACUUCACAUCGCUAUCUUAAGGUCACUGAUUUACACAAAGGUCAUACUUAUGUUUUCAAAGUUCGUGCAGUGAAUGAGGCUGGCAUAGGCAAGUCAUCUGAGGUGUCUGAACCAGUGCUUGUUGAGACAAGACCAGGAACAAAGGAAAUAUUUUCAGGUGUGGAUGAUGAGGGUAAUAUUUAUCUGGCUUUUGACUGCAAAGAGGCUACUGAUGCAUCUCAUUUUGUAUGGGGUAAAUCCUAUGAAGAGAUUGAUGAUCACGAUAAGUUUAAGAUUGAAACUGAAGGAAAUCAUUCUAAGCUGUACUUCAAAAAUCCUGAUAAAUCAGACUUGGGAACUUAUUCUAUCUCAGUAAGUGACACAGACGGGAUUUCAUCGAGCUUUGUUAUGGAUGAAGAAGAAUUGGAACGUUUGAUGGAACUAAGCCAUGAAAUAAGGAAUCCAACAAUACCUCUGAAAUCAGAAUUAGCUUAUGAGGUCCUUGAGAAAGGAGAAGUUCGUUUUUGGAUUCAGGCUGAAAGCUUAUCACCAGAUUCUACCUACAGAUUCGUUAUUAAUGAUAAGGAAGUUAAUAACGGUGAUAGGCAUAAAAUAAGUUGUGAUCGUUCCACUGGCAUAAUAGAAAUGGUGAUGGAAAAAUUUACAAUUGACAAUGAAGGCACCUACACAGUACAGAUUCAAGAUGGAAAGGCCAAGAACCAGUCUUCAUUAGUUCUUAUUGGAGAUGCAUUCAAGACAGUAUUGGCUGAGUCUGAUCUCCAGAGAAAAGAAUUUCUCAGGAAGCAAGGUCCUCAUUUCUCGGAGUUUUUGCAUUGGAAAGUUACAGAAGAAUGUGAAGUUUUACUUAAUUGUCAGGUGGCAAACACAAAGAAGGAGACUGUUUUCAAAUGGUAUAAAGACGGUUCUGGGAUUGAGGCUGAUGAGGUGCCUGAUCUGCAGAAGGGAGAAUGCCACUUCACUAUUCCCAGGCUGUCUCGCAAAGAUGAAGGAGUUUAUAAGGCAACACUGUCAGAUGAUAGAGGUCAUGAUGUAUCUACACUUGAAUUAUCAGGAAAAGUGUAUGAUGAUGUAAUGCUUGCACUGAGUGGAGUCAGUGGUAAAUCUGCUUCUCAGCUAAAGAUCCUUUGCACAGAGGAAGGAAUAAGACUCCAGUGUUUCUUGAAGUACUACAAUGAAGAAAUGAAAGUCAGCUGGUUUCACAGGGAAUCUAAGAUUCCUUCUGGUGAAAAAAUGAGGAUUGGUGGUGGAGAGGAAGUUGCCUGGCUGCAGAUAUGUGAACCCACUGAAAAGGAUAAGGGGAACUAUACCUUUGAAAUUUUUGGUGCCAAAGAAUCCUACAAACGUACACUUGAUCUAUCUGGGCAAGCCUUUGAUGAUGCAUACACAGAAUUCCAACGACUCAAGGCAGCAGCUUUUGCUGAGAAGAAUCGUGGUAAAGUCAUUGGUGGUUUGCCUGAUGUUGUGACUAUAAUGGACGGCAAGACUCUGAAUCUGACCUGUACUGUGUUUGGAAAUCCUGACCCAGAAGUGGUUUGGUUCAAGAAUGACAAGGCCUUUGAACUUAACGAGCACUAUGUUGUUUCACUGGAACAUGGGAAAUAUGCCAGUUUAUCAAUCAAGGGAGUGACCUCAGAAGACUCAGGCAAAUACAGCAUCUACGUCAAGAACAAGUAUGGUGGGGAAACAGUGGAUGUCACUGUAAGCGUGUACAGACAUGGUGAAAAAAUCCCUGAAGUUAAACCAGGCCAACUUGCUAAGCCCAGGCCAAUACCACCAUCAGAAGAAGUCCUAGGACAUGAGGCAAAUGCAAAGCCUAAACAGAAGUAA
Molecule: messenger RNA, 4413 nt
Organism: Nothoprocta perdicaria
Lineage: Eukaryota; Metazoa; Chordata; Aves; Tinamiformes; Tinamidae
Gene: MYOM2
Product: myomesin 2
Exons: 37
Coding region: 1-4413 (1470 amino acids)
Molecular function (GO): protein binding
Source: RefSeq, a predicted model, not a curated record